Aegilops tauschii subsp. strangulata is the source of this 1370-nucleotide messenger RNA. RefSeq lists its product as uncharacterized. Gene Ontology annotation, biological process: negative regulation of DNA recombination; chromosome condensation. NCBI's taxonomy places the organism in Eukaryota, Viridiplantae, Streptophyta, Magnoliopsida, Poales, Poaceae. Gene Ontology annotation, molecular function: double-stranded DNA binding; nucleosomal DNA binding. Gene Ontology annotation, cellular component: nucleus; nucleolus. The record is from RefSeq and is a predicted model, not a curated record.
AAUCCCCACCCCACCCAAAACCAAGGAAGGAAGGAGGUAUGGGGGUUGUCUCUCCUUCGUCGCCGCCUCCGGCCGCCUCCGGCCGCCGCCGCCGCUGAUAGCCCACACCCGACCUACACCAAGAUGAUUACGGAAGCGCUCACCGAGCUAGGAGGCACCUCCAGUCGUGACGCCAUCGCCGGAUUCAUCCUUGGUCGCUUCACCAACCUCCCUACUGUGCACGACGCACUCCUAUCCGCCCACCUCCGCCGCCUCGUCUCUGAGGGCGUCGUCUGCAGCUUUGCAUCCACCUACAUCUUGCCAGCACCGGCCCGGCCCCGCAAGGACUCCCUCACCGUGUCAGCGACCAAGAAUUCGUUGGAUCUCGAUUUGGAUCCAUCUAGAGGCUUACAUGCGAGCAACAAUGAUGACAACUCCUCCAGUGAUGACGAUGACGAUGACUACAGUUGUGAUGACGACGAUGAUGAAUACACUCCUGCGCGUGCAGCAUACAUGCUGGGAACGAAGUGCGGCCGUGGACGAGUAUCAAGAGCGGCCCCGCCUGUGUCCACACUUGAUUCCUCGAUGACAAAGAGAGGGUGUGGGAGGUGGAGAAAGGAACAAGAAGCAACGUCAAGGAGCAUCAAGCAUGGCCCUAGUCGCCCUCGCAAGGACGCAUCUCCAUUCCAUGCAUCGGCGUCAGCGACCAAGCCCAAGAAAUUGUUGGAUCUCAAUUUGGACCCAUCUGAGGGAUUACAGAUUAGAAGUGAUGAUGAUGAGGAUGACUAUAGUGGUGAUGGUGGUGAUGAUGAUGGUGAUGUUGACUACACUCCUAUGCUAGGAGAAAAGUGUGGUCGUGGACGCCCACGAAAGAGGGGGCGCGGCCGGCCUCGUAAGGUUGUAUUGUCUACCAAUGGAGGAGGCGCUUCCUUCCCAUUGACUAAGAGAGGGCGUGGAAGACUAAGGAAGAGACAAAAUGCUUGCCGGUCAGAAGCUUCUUUUCAGAAUGGAGGUAACACAAUGCCUAUGGAAACCCCCAAAGGUGAUUUCUUGACGCCAAAUAGAGGGCGUGGGAGUCCGACAAAGGAGACAUAAUAACUCUAACGAGUAUCCAGAGAGGGUGUGGGCGGCUGAGAAAGGAUGAACAAUCACAAGUAUAAUCUUCUCCAGCAAGGUCCAAAAAAAUCAGAAAUUAUAGGUUAUAAAGCCCCGAGUGAAUAAGAUCGCAUUAGUUUGUGUUAGAGAUAUAUUUGGGUUACAUGUAUUUCAUAGUCUAGGUUUUGUAAUCCUUCUCCUGCCUUAUCUCCUGGACAGUCUUCUUGCCCUUUAAGUCUUGUACUCAAUAUAUACUUGCCCUUGAGGCUCAAUAAUACAUCCAUUGAUUCCACCAA